This is a messenger RNA of Solenopsis invicta (red fire ant), 1251 nucleotides long. RefSeq lists its product as uncharacterized. Lineage: Eukaryota; Metazoa; Arthropoda; Insecta; Hymenoptera; Formicidae. The transcript has a single exon. Gene Ontology annotation, molecular function: nucleic acid binding. Gene Ontology annotation, biological process: DNA integration. The coding region runs from base 1 to 1251 and encodes 416 amino acids. The record is from RefSeq and is a predicted model, not a curated record.
AUGGAUGAGCACGAAAUCAUUAGAGUGGGGGGCCGAAUACGCAAUGCAGCGUUGCCAUAUGACGCGCGACACCCUGUGCUAUUGCCGAAGAGUCACCGAUUGACGAUUCUGAUCAUACAGCGAGAACAUGUAAGAAAUCUGCACUCGGGUCUGCAGGUCACGAUGCACGCGGUGCGUCGGCGAUUUUGGCCUCUGGCGGCGCAUUCAAUUGUGCGAAGGGUAAUUCACGAUUGCGUGACUUGCUUCAAGUGUAGGCCGGCUGCGUCACAGACACUGAUGGCAGAUCUGCCCGUACAGCGUGUUACGGUCUCGAGACCGUUCACUCACUGCGGGGUGGAUUAUGCCGGACCGAUGUUACUAAAAGAGAGCAGGAGACGCAAUGCCAGAUUGCACAAGGCAUAUAUUUCAGUGUUCGUUUGUUUUUCGACCAAGGCCGUACACCUUGAAAUUGUAACGGAUUUGACAUCAGAGACCUUUCUCGGAGCCUUUAAGCGCUUCAUGUCGCGCAGAGGCAGACCGUCGUGCAUGUAUUCUGACAAUGGCACAACAUUUGUCGGCGCGCGUAAACAGAUAAAGGAGCUCUAUAACUGUAUUAACGAUCACGAUACGCGGCUUGCGAUGCAGCGUUUCAUGCGAGAUAACGAGAUUGAAUGGCGUUUCAUACCACCUCACGCUCCGCAUGUCGGUGGGUUGUGGGAGGCGGCCGUGAAGUCGGCGAAAUCUCAUAUUAAUCGAGUAUUAGGUAACGCGAAUCUCACAUAUGAGGAGAUGCAAACCGUGUUAUGCGAAGUAGAAGCGGUUUUAAAUUCGCGACCGUUGAUCCCAUUAAGCGAUUAUCCAAACGAUCUGCAUUGUAUCACACCGGGGCAUUUUUUGAUUGGUGCAGCGCUAUACAGCUUUCCAAUUGCAGAUCUCACAGAGGAGAAUCCGGGCCGACUGCUGCGAUGGCAGCGUGUGGAGCAGCUUCGGCAACAUUUUUGGAAACGCUGGAGCGCCGAAUAUUUGCACAUCCUAAUUAAGCGACAAAAAUGGAGGAUUAGCAAGGGCCAGCAAUUAAAGGUCAGUCAACUUGCCAUGGUGCAGCAACCUGGUUUAGGACCGCUGCAAUGGUUAUUGGGCAGGGUACAACAACUUUAUUCGGGCCCUGACGGUGCUGUAAGGACAGCUACACUAAGGACCGCCAAGGGUCAAAUAACAAGGCCGCUGACAAAACUGGCCAUCCUCCCGAUGAACGAGGCAUCUGCCGAUUAA